AUGGUUGAAUCAAAUAAAAAACUUCAUACUUUAUUAUCCAUCUCUAACUACACCACAAGCUAUAUUGACAGUUUUGAUCCUCUAAAUCAAUCAAAUACGCUUAUUGGAAUUGACUUUCACAAUUAUAUAAUGCUUCAUAAAAAAUGCUGUCCAAAAUGUUUGAUAUUCUUGGAACUUUUUACAUCAAAAAAAGAUCAGACCUUUUAAUGUACUAAUUGUUAAUGGAUGAUUGAACUGAAAAUCACAUUGCUGUAUACUCUUGUAAAUUGUCUCUAAAUUACACUAAUGUUGUCUUUGUUUCCGAUUAUAGCUUUUGCUCUCUCAAUUCAAAAAACUGAAGAUGUUAUGUAAAGAAUAGAGAGAAAAAUUGACAGCAUAACCAUUAUAAUUAUUGUUAAUUUGCUUUUUAGCAUCCCUAUGUUCAUACUUGGACUAAUCAUUUGCUUAUUUCUUGCACCCUAUAAAAUCUUACUAGCCUUUUCAGAAGCUGUUAAACAAAGGGAUUUCAAUAUAAUCAAAAGAGUCUUCUCAUGA
Messenger RNA from Paramecium tetraurelia, 534 nucleotides. RefSeq lists its product as uncharacterized. The record is from RefSeq and is a predicted model, not a curated record. The transcript has 2 exons. Lineage: Eukaryota; Ciliophora; Oligohymenophorea; Peniculida; Parameciidae.